GUGAACGACUGAACCGAAAUGAAAUAUUUUUGUUUACAUUUACGCAACAUUACCAAAUGCGUAAACCAGAAGUCAUACUGCCGGAAUACAGAGAACAGUGUUGUGGAUUUUCUCCUACUGAAGCUACGGUAUGAAUCAAGAACAAAUAGACGACCUAGUAAAAGCAAGUCAUGAGGCCAAGAAGAAUUCUUACUCCUGUUACAGCAAAUUUAGGGUCGGGGCGGCGCUACUCUGUCAGGAUGGUACUGUAAUUAAAGGUUGUAAUGUAGAAAAUGCAUCAUAUGGAUUGACAAUUUGCGCUGAAAGAACGGCGUUAGUUAAAGCUGUUUCGGAAGGACACAGGAAGUUCAAGGCCAUUGCCAUUGCGAGUGACCUGUCAAAUUCUAUUAUAACACCGUGUGGCGCCUGCAGACAGUUUUUAGUCGAGUUCGGUGUAAACUGGGAUGUUUUUAUGACAAAGCCGGAUCUCUCUUAUAAACAAAUGAAGACAGGAGAUCUCUUACCCCUUUGUUUUGUAGCUGAUAGCCUUGAAGAAGAACGAAUAAGUCAAUCGGCGUAGAUUGGCAAUUAUCGUCAUAGUUCGGCAGUCUUCGGCAACAUUGAAGAACCAUGUGAUUAUUAUAUCAACACAUUUAAAGAACUACAUGCAUAUCAGCUAAAAGAAAAUAGCAUUUGUUCUUAAUAGAUUUCAGACAAUCAAGUUUAUAACAAUCAGGUUUAUAUCUAAUUUUUAUUGAUGCUAGUCUGUUUUCCGUUAUUAUCCCCCGACGAAAGUCGGGGGGAUAUAGUUUUGGCGUUGUCCGUCCGUCCGUCCUUCCGUCCGUCCUUCCGUCCGUCCGUCUUUCCGUCCGCCCGUCCGUCCGUCCGGAGCCAUAUCUAGGAAAUGGUUGGGAAUAUUUAUUUUGAAAUUUCAUAUACAUGCUCACCACUAUGAGUUCUUGCGGCCCGUCAAGUUUCAGUCAGAUUGCCCAAGUAACCAGAGUUAUGGCCCUUAGAAGUUUCUAGUGUUAACUAUAUAGGGUACUAUAAAUAUGGCAAUUUCUGCAUCAUAACUUUUGAUAUAUUUGACCUACAACUAUGUAACUUAAUCAGAAUUUAGAUCACCAUAAUGUGGUUGUGUACACACAAUUUUAUUCGGAUUUAUUUGUAGAUUAAGAGUUAUUGCCCUUUAAUUG
Messenger RNA from Mercenaria mercenaria, 1175 nucleotides. RefSeq names its product cytidine deaminase-like. NCBI's taxonomy places the organism in Eukaryota, Metazoa, Mollusca, Bivalvia, Venerida, Veneridae. The record is from RefSeq and is a predicted model, not a curated record. Gene Ontology annotation, cellular component: cytosol. The transcript is spliced from 5 exons. The coding region runs from base 131 to 559 and encodes 142 amino acids. Gene Ontology annotation, molecular function: zinc ion binding; cytidine deaminase activity.